Molecule: messenger RNA, 1729 nt
Organism: Anopheles moucheti
Lineage: Eukaryota; Metazoa; Arthropoda; Insecta; Diptera; Culicidae
Exons: 6
Coding region: 1-972 (323 amino acids)
Source: RefSeq, a predicted model, not a curated record
AUGGUUCCUGCUAUAAGAAAAAAAAUUCAAUCUUUUUUAUUUACACUUUUCAUCCCAUUUCCCUUAGCGUGCUCGGCGGUGAAAAUCAUCAACCUGAAAGUCCCAUCCACCUACCUGCUGGAUCAAACGUCCAAAACGCCCGACCCGCUAAUACUCGACUGCGAGUACGAGGUGGACGAAAGCGAGAAGGGUUUCGUGCUGAAAUGGCUGCUGGAUGGACAGCCGGUCUACCAGUGGAUACCGUCAAAAAAUCCUUUUCCCUUCCAAUCGUUUAAGAACCGCGUCGAUACCAGCUACGUCGUGUCACAGGAGCACCUGCACAAGCAUCGAGCGAUGGCGAUCAUCAAACCACUGGCCAACUUUACCGGCGAGUACAUGUGCAUCGUGCAGACGUACGCGUCGAUUGAUAGGAAAUCGGCCAAGCUGAAAAUUAUCGUUCGGGAGAGUAAAUUCGACCUAAGCUACUACCUGAACGGCGAUGGGUACAUCACGGUUGAUUGCCACGCACGGGACAUUUCCCCGCUACCAGAGCUCCAGAUACGCAUCAACUACGAGCUAUUCGAGACGGAAAACCUUAAAUCCGUCCAGGGUGAGAAUGGUCUGUACAACGUGUCCAUCAGUGGCCGGAUACGAAAGGAUCAGCUCGAAUCGCCGGCCAUGAUCGAGUGUCUGCUCUCGAUACCGGAGACGAACUACAACAAGCGCCGCUCGACGACAUACUACGCGCGCAAAACUAAAUCUAACAAUAAACCGCUUCCAGAAUCGCAUCUGAAAACCACUACCACUACGGUGGCGACCACGACGACGGUCGAAAUGCUGCAAGCGGCACCGGAAAACCUACAGAAGAAGGGCUUUAACGCGACCGAUUCGAAUGGCGCUAGCAGCAGUCUUCCGGUGCCGCUACGAACGACCACAAGCGUGCUGGCGACCGUCGUGACGAUUUUACUCAUCUUCACCACAACGCUCUUGUAGAUGAGCUUGAAGCAGUACACCGACGUCGAGAUCCGGAACCGCCGAUUGCACCUCAACUUCAUACACAGCUAAGAAGCCGAAUCGCUUCCUCCAUGCAAUGGAUAGGCAACGACUACGGCCACUCCACUACCGUUGCGGUGUUGCCAGUCAUUUAGGCGCACAGGCCAGUGGUUAUUUUUUAGUUUCAUUUCAAGUAACACGAUAAUCAGGGGUACCGGGUGUGCUCGCCAUAACUGUGUGUAUGUGUGUGUAUGUGUGCAAUUCGUCAACGUGAUAGUCCAAAACUCCAAAGCUGCCGAAUGUGCGUAGUGCGGUAAGUUAGAAUGAGUAAAGCUGUGUAACAAUUUAGUGCGAACAGCAAACCAAGAAAGCUUACACUGUGCUUGAUCGUUUAUUUGCAAAACAUUUCAGCUACAGUUAUUGCCGUUGCAAGCAGCUGGAUUUGGUUAGUUUGUGUUUUUAAAUAUGAUUACCUCCUUAUAUGGUUAAGUUUAACUCUCUGAAAGAGGAUUUAAUUUUAAGACUAUAAUUAUUAAUCUGAAGAAACAGAGGAAUCACAUCUAAGAAAAUGCUACCGAAAUGGAUUUCAUGCAAAACUUAUGUUACCAAAUAACAAAAAUGAAACAAUACUAAUUUUUGGGCAUAAAGCUUUACAAAAUCGAAAGGCAAAAAAAGAAACAAAGCGAUGUGCUAACACUACCACAUCUUAAUGAAACCAAACCAAACUAAAUUGUUUUAUUUCGACGGCCACUUAGUG